Messenger RNA from Malassezia vespertilionis, 1005 nucleotides. Its product is annotated as glyceraldehyde-3-phosphate dehydrogenase (phosphorylating). NCBI's taxonomy places the organism in Eukaryota, Fungi, Basidiomycota, Malasseziomycetes, Malasseziales, Malasseziaceae. The transcript has a single exon. Gene Ontology annotation, biological process: glucose metabolic process. Bases 1 to 1005 code for a protein of 334 amino acids. The record is from RefSeq and is a predicted model, not a curated record. Gene Ontology annotation, molecular function: oxidoreductase activity, acting on the aldehyde or oxo group of donors, NAD or NADP as acceptor; NAD binding; NADP binding.
AUGGUCGCCGCUGUAGGUAUUAACGGUUUUGGUCGUAUUGGCCGCAUUGUAUUCCGCAACUCGGUUGAGCACCCCGAUGUGGAAGUCGUUGCUGUCAAUGACCCUUUCAUUGAUCUCGAGUACAUGGUGUACAUGCUCAAGUAUGACACCGUCCACGGCAACUUUAAGGGUGAAGUCGCCGCCAAGGAUGGCAAGCUUGUUGUGAACGGCAAGCAAAUCUCCAUCUUUGCCGAGCGCGACCCUGCCAACAUUCCCUGGGGCAAGGUCGGUGCCCAAUAUGUGGUCGAGUCUACCGGUGUGUUCACCACCACCGAGAAGGCUUCUGCCCACUUGAAAGGUGGCGCCAAGAAGGUCAUUAUCUCUGCCCCUUCUGCAGAUGCGCCCAUGUACGUGUGUGGUGUCAACCUCGACUCGUACGACCCGAGCCACAACAUCUUGUCGAACGCCUCGUGUACCACCAACUGCCUUGCUCCUCUUGCCAAGGUUAUCCACGACAAGUUCGGCAUCAAGGAGGGUCUCAUGUCUACGGUUCAUGCCACCACUGCUACCCAGAAGACUGUUGACGGUCCCUCUGGUAAGGACUGGCGCGGUGGCCGCUCUGCUGCGGCCAACAUUAUCCCGUCGAGCACGGGUGCUGCCAAAGCCGUCGGCAAGGUCAUCCCCAGCCUCAAUGGCAAGCUCACCGGUAUGGCCUUCCGUGUGCCUACCAUUGAUGUGUCUGUUGUGGACCUCACUGCGCGUCUCGAGAAAGGCACUUCGUACGACGAGAUCAAGGCCGAAAUCAAGCGUGCUUCCGAGAACGAGCUCAAAGGCAUCCUUGGCUACACGGAGGAUGCCGUGGUCUCCCAGGACUUUGUUGGCAACAACCACAGUUCCAUCUUUGAUGCUACUGCCGGUAUCCAGCUGAGCCCCGACUUUGUGAAGCUUGUCUCGUGGUACGACAACGAGUGGGGAUACUCGCGCCGUUGCCUCGACCUGAUUAGCUUUAUUGCGAAGAAGGCGUAG